AUGGCAAAACAAAUAUUCAUGCUACUAAUCUGCUUAGUGCAGGCAUCUCUGGUCCUUGGUGGAGCUAUUUUCAGUGACUUGAUGGUUCAUGACGUGCUGAAAUUGGCGAAUGUGACUAACGAUAUAGCACCAGAAAGAGAAGCAUCUACCCUGAAUUGUUCAAAAUACCGACGUGAUUAUGACAUUGUCAAGUCUUUUCCAUUCUCUGUUCAAACCAGUCCACAAGUAACAGCUAACAAAACGUAUGUUCUCAUGGAUACAAACAAUGCUGUCACGGAUUUGACCAUUUACAAGGAGAAAUAUGUUCCCAUGAAUGUCUAUUGCCUGAAAAAUCUGAAGAGCUUAACAAUUGUCAACACAAGAUUUUAUGAAUUUCCCAACGAUGAUCUAGGCGUUCGUGCAAUCCCAGCCGAAAUUGGUGAAUUGAAGUUACUUACUCAAUUACAUAUCUAUGAUAGUCCAGUACAGUAUUUACCGAAAGAAAUUGCAAACUUGAAUGCAUUGACACAACUGACUGUGGAGAAUGGCGCCUUAAAUGAAUUACCUUCUGUAAUUGGUCAAUUGACUCGGUUACAAAUCGUACGAUUACCUAAAAAUAAUUUGAAGAGCUUACCAGCGACAAUAUCAUCACUAGCAUCGUUGAAUACAUUAGAUAUACAAUCGAAUCAGCUAACUACAAUUGACGAAUUGCAAAAUGCGUACAAUUUGAGAACUUUAUAUGCCCAAAAUUGCCAAAUUACAUUUCUUCCUACAAACCUUCCUCAUGUAGACCAUCUCAAUAUGUCACAUAAUAAUUUAGAGGAUUUAUUUGGUAUUGGUACUCUGGGAUAUGGUGUUGGCUACGGUGGCACUUUAAAAUUUUUUGACUUUAGUCAUAACCGUAUUGAAGUCGUGCCGCCAGAAAUUUCAAAAAUUGUUGCCCGAAUACAAGAAUUCUCAGUGAAAAACAAUCAAUUAACACAUUUACCAAAAGAAUUCUUUAAUUUACGUUAUGCGGCUACAACUCGAAUCGAUCUGAGUCUAAAUUGGUUCUCGGACGAGGAACUAGAGUUAAUUAAAACAACGAUGCGAACACUCUUUCCCCAAGCUCAAGUCAUUUAUUGA
Molecule: messenger RNA, 1104 nt
Organism: Adineta ricciae
Lineage: Eukaryota; Metazoa; Rotifera; Eurotatoria; Adinetida; Adinetidae
Source: the annotation of a GenBank genome assembly